This is a messenger RNA of Leguminivora glycinivorella, 2515 nucleotides long. Its product is annotated as probable endochitinase. Gene Ontology annotation, biological process: carbohydrate metabolic process; chitin catabolic process. The transcript has 15 exons. The record is from RefSeq and is a predicted model, not a curated record. Lineage: Eukaryota; Metazoa; Arthropoda; Insecta; Lepidoptera; Tortricidae. Gene Ontology annotation, cellular component: extracellular region. Gene Ontology annotation, molecular function: chitin binding; chitinase activity. The coding region runs from base 137 to 2500 and encodes 787 amino acids.
UCCGUAUCUGGACUUGCCUGAUAACCAAGGACUUGACAAUUUCAAGAAAUUCAACGCAUUGAAGCAACAGAACAACCAGUUGAAAACUAUUCUGGCCGUCGGGGGCUGGAAUCAGGGAUCUGCAAACUACUCCACGAUGGCAGCCUCCGCUACCCUGCGCAAGACCUUCAUCACCACCGCCAGAGAUAUGGUCCUGACCUACGGUUUCGACGGCUUAGACAUAGAUUGGGAGUACCCCAACCAACGGGACAGUACUCAGGGAGUUGCUGACGUGAACAACUUCUCUUUAUUACUGAAGGAAUUGAGGGAAGAGUUCGAUAAACAUGGACUGUUGAUUACUGUUGCUGUUGCCGCUGUGGAGUCGAGUGCGUCGCUGUCUUAUGAUGUCCCUAAUGUGGCCAAGUACGUGGACCUCGUAAACAUCAUGACAUACGACAUGUAUGGCGCCUGGGAUUCGAUCACCGGCCACAACGCUCCCCUCCACGUAGAUCAGGGUAGGAUCUACGCUGUGGAUGCCGCUUUGAACUAUUGGCUCUCACAAGGCUGUCCCCCAGAAAAGGUUGUAAUGGGCAUACCUUUCUACGGUAGGACUUUCAACUUGACCGAUGCGAAUAACAAUGGGGUAGGGGCUCCAUCAAGUGGGGUUGGGUUCGCUGGACAAUAUACAACAAAAGGCUUUGUUGGAUACAACGAGUUCUGCACCAAACUAAACACGGAAACCUGGGACGUCCUUUACGAUUCCAUAGCUCAAGUGCCAUAUGCCAUCCAAGACAAAAACUGGGUAUCCUACGAUGAUCCCAAUUCCAUAGCCAAGAAGGUCGAAUAUGCCAUGAAUCUCGGCAUCGCCGGUGCCGGGGUUUGGAGUAUCGAAACUGAUGACUUCCACGGGAAGUGUGGAGAGAACUUUGCUUUAUUAAGGGCUAUUAACUCAGCUUUAGCUGGAUCUAGUACUACUACUACUACAUCUACUACUACUCCUAGUACCACUACAACAACUAAACGUCCUACUACUACUCCUAGUACCACUACAACAACUAAACGGACGCGUCCUACUACUACAAGUACUGCGGCCCCUACACACCCAACUACUGUAAAACCUACGACAACAACAACAUCAGCACCCUCAGCACUAUGCACUAAAGAAGAAGUCGUAGUCUGCUACUACGGCACAUGGGCCACCUACCGCUCUGGCGACGGCAAAUUCUCCGUCUCCGACAUCAACGCUUCACUCUGCACCCAUCUCGUUUACACCUUCGUCGGGAUCCAUGACGAUGGGACUGUUAUCUCGCUCGAUCCGUAUCUGGACUUGCCUGAUAACCAAGGACGUGACAAUUUCAAGAAAUUCAACGCAUUGAAGCAACAGAACAACCAGUUGAAAACUAUUCUGUCCGUCGGGGGCUGGAAUCAGGGAUCUGCAAACUACUCCACGAUGGCAGCCUCCGCUACCCUGCGCAAGACCUUCAUCACCACCGCCAGAGAUAUGGUCCUGACCUACGGUUUCGACGGCUUAGAUAUAGAUUGGGAGUACCCCAACCAACGGGACAGUACUCAUGGAGUUGCUGACGUGAACAACUUCUCUUUAUUACUGAAGGAAUUGAGGGAAGAGUUCGAUAAACAUGGACUGUUGAUUACUGUUGCUGUUGCCGCUGUGGAGUCGAGUGCGUCGCUGUCUUAUGAUGUCCCUAAUGUGGCCAAGUACGUGGACCUCGUAAACAUCAUGACAUACGACAUGUAUGGCGCCUGGGAUUCGACCACCGGCCACAACGCUCCCCUCCACGUAGAUCAGGGUAGGAUCUACGCUGUGGAUGCCGCUUUGAACUAUUGGCUCUCACAAGGCUGUCCCCCAGAAAAGGUUGUAAUGGGCAUACCUUUCUACGGCAGGACUUUCAACUUGACCGAUGCGAAUAACAAUGGGGUAGGGGCUCCAUCAAGUGGGGUUGGGUUCGCUGGACAAUAUACUGCUACAAAAGGCUUUGUUGGAUACAACGAGUUCUGCACCAAACUAAACACGGAAACCUGGGACGUCCUAUACGAUUCCAUAGCUCAAGUGCCAUAUGCCAUCCAAGACAAAAACUGGGUAUCCUACGAUGAUCCCAAUUCCAUAGCCAAGAAGGUCGAAUAUGCCAUGAAUCUCGGCAUCGCCGGUGCCAUGGUUUGGAGUAUCGAAACUGAUGACUUCCACGGGAAGUGUGGAGAGGACUUUGCUUUAUUAAGGGCUAUUAACUCAGCUUUAGCUGGAUCUAGUACUACUACUACUACAUCUACUACUACUCCUAGUACCACUACAACAACUAAACGUCCUACUACUACAAGUACUGCGGCCCCUACACACCCAACUACUGUUACUACUACUACUAGUACUACAACGACGUCUACUGUAAAACCUACGACAACAACAACAUCAGCACCCUCAGCACUAUGCACUAAAGAAGGUCCAAUACCCAACCCUGACGAUUGUUCCACCUUCUUCGUCAUUAAAUAUGUACUGUACACAACAUAAAAUAUUUGAUGUGCU